UGCCUGGACUUUUCCCUUCGUUGACACGCGACCGAGAAGCCGUGUAUAUUGGUACUGCGCGAGAUUUAAUAUUCAGCACGAUUUGUUAUAGCAAUUAUCCAGCAAAAUGUCGAAGAUUCAGGCCGGAACCGUGGUGGAAAUGAAGGGUGACGAGAUGACAAGAAUCAUCUGGGAGCAGAUCAAGGAGAAGCUAAUUUUUCCUUAUAUGGAUUUAGAUAUUCAAAGCUAUGAUUUAGGAAUUGAGAACAGAGAUGCCACAAGUGAUCAAGUCACAAUAGACUGUGCAGAAGCAAUAAAAAAAUGUAACGUUGGUAUUAAAUGUGCGACUAUAACACCGGAUGAAAAACGGGUUGAAGAAUUUAAAUUAAAGAAAAUGUGGAAGUCGCCAAAUGGUACGAUUCGUAAUAUUCUCGGAGGUACAGUGUUUAGAGAAGCCAUUAUAUGCAAGAACAUUCCCAGAUUAGUACCUGGAUGGACAUACCCUAUUGUGAUUGGUCGUCAUGCGCACGCAGACCAGUAUAAAGCCACUGACUUUGUAGUACCAGGCAGCGGAAAACUUGAGCUGAAGUUUACCCCCGAUAAUGGCGGUAAUGUCAUGAACUUUACUGUGUUUGAUUUCAAAAACAGUGGGGGUGUGGCACUAGGAAUGUACAAUACAGAUGCUUCAAUCCAAGAUUUUGCCCACAGUUGUUUCAACUAUUCCUUGGAUAGAGGUUAUCCACUUUAUCUUAGUACUAAGAAUACCAUAUUGAAGAAGUAUGACGGUAGAUUCAAAGAUAUUUUCCAAGAAAUAUAUGAUAAGCAGUACAAAUCUAAGUAUGAAGCCAAGAAUUUAUGGUAUGAGCACAGACUUAUAGAUGACAUGGUGGCGUAUGCAAUGAAAUCGGAAGGUGGCUUUGUAUGGGCUUGUAAGAAUUAUGAUGGCGAUGUUCAGUCAGACUCUGUAGCACAAGGGUAUGGUUCAUUAGGUAUGAUGACCAGUGUAUUGAUAUGUCCCGAUGGUAAGACGGUUGAAGCUGAAGCCGCACAUGGUACAGUAACAAGACAUUAUAGAUUCCAUCAACAAGGCAAAGAAACAUCAACCAAUUCUAUCGCAUCGAUAUUUGCAUGGACACGAGGUUUGGCACAUAGAGCUAAGUUGGACAAGAAUGAUGCUUUAGCUAGAUUCUGUAGAAAUUUAGAAGCUGUCUGUAUUGAAACUAUAGAAGCUGGUUACAUGACCAAAGAUUUAGCAAUCUGUGUGAAAGGAUCAAUGGAUAAAGUUGACCGCUCGGAUUACUUAAACACCUUUGAAUUCAUUGAUAAACUGGCAAGGAAUCUGAAGAACAAGAUGAGCAAACUCUGAUGGGAAUGACUUCACCGCAAUUAAAUCAAGACUGACACUGUAUAAUAUGGCUAUCAUAUAAGGGGAGGGGUAGAUAUGACAAGCACUUUUAAUUAAAUGUGAGAUAUGUAUGCGUAAUAUAUAGGCAUAAUGUAUGUAAUGAUAAAUACUAAUAUAUGCAAUAGAUUUUGCUGUACGGGUAAUAGAUUAUGCAAUCACGUGGCAGUGUUUGUGCUCAAGACUUUGGGGGUGGGGGUAUGAAAAAUGAUAUGGACUUUCAAAUUUCUUGUAUUCCCGAUUGGUUUGAUUUGAUGUAGCAUUCUGGGAAGACUCUUUUUCAUGGAGCAUACUCGAUGACAUAAAAUUCUUGAUGAGUUAAUUUAUGAUAGCGAAUGUUUUAGCUUCGUACUAUGGUUUUGUAGUUGCUCUAUUAUUAGUGCAUUAAACUUAAAUCAAGUAAUAUAUUAAUAUUUCAGUAUACUAUGCAUUUCUAAUAGAACAAAUACGGUAGUAUGUCUAUUGCCUCAGAGCUGCAUAGUACAUGUAUUUAGUAGUCUAUACAAGAUUUAUUUUCCAACCAAUGUAUUGAAUUUGAGGGAAAACUAAUAUAUGAAACUAAUAUUUAA
Saccoglossus kowalevskii is the source of this 1950-nucleotide messenger RNA. Its product is annotated as isocitrate dehydrogenase [NADP] cytoplasmic-like. The record is from RefSeq and is a predicted model, not a curated record. Lineage: Eukaryota; Metazoa; Hemichordata; Enteropneusta; Harrimaniidae. Gene Ontology annotation, biological process: NADP+ metabolic process; isocitrate metabolic process. Gene Ontology annotation, molecular function: isocitrate dehydrogenase (NADP+) activity; NAD binding; magnesium ion binding. Gene Ontology annotation, cellular component: peroxisome; mitochondrion; cytosol.